This is a messenger RNA of Mytilus californianus (California mussel), 2469 nucleotides long. RefSeq lists its product as uncharacterized. The record is from RefSeq and is a predicted model, not a curated record. The coding region runs from base 155 to 1903 and encodes 582 amino acids. NCBI's taxonomy places the organism in Eukaryota, Metazoa, Mollusca, Bivalvia, Mytilida, Mytilidae. The transcript is spliced from 8 exons.
UCUGGAUCCGCCAUUGUUGAAAGUGAAAAUAAUACAAAGUAAGUAAGUGCAACUUGAGCUUCCUUAAGACGGUCAGGGAAGGUUGAUGAUGAUAAUGAUAAAUUAACAAUAUCUGACUGAUUUGAUCUGAUUGAAGAGAGCUAUAUUUCAGGAGAUGACUCGGAAGAAGUGUCGGGUUAGCCAAAGAAGAAAGGGUCAUUUUCGAUUAAAGCAUAAAGUAUGCAUGGUUAGUGACAGAUCCAAAGACAAUUUGAUUACCUCUACAAACAGUCAAAUUAAACUAGAGUGUUCAGAUAAUGAAGUCUACGAUAUUGAUGCAGACAUGGUUAGUGAGAGAUCCGGAGAAAGGUUGAUUACCUCUUCAGCCAGUUCGGUUAAACUAGAAUGUCCAGAUAAUGAAAUCCAUGAUAUUGAUGUACACAUGGUUAGUGAGAGAUCCAAAGACACAUGGAUUACGGCCUCUUCAGACAGUUCAGUUAAACUAGAGUGUCCAGAUAAUGAAAUCCAUGAUACUGAUGAUUUUCUUGACAAUGAUAUUGUUGGAGAUACUGUUACUGAUGAAGUCUGUCUGCAUGAGAAUCAUCAGUUGGUUGCUGAGAACAUUAAAGUUGCACAUGUUGAAGGCCAAUACAAAAAUUUCUGGGAAAUUCCAAAUGUUCAUCAUGGUACAGUUACAUGUUUGAGCAGUAGAGAUGACAAAUACAAAAAGUUCAGGGAUAUUCCAGAUGUUCAUCAUGGUACAGUUACAAGUGUGAGCAGUGGAGAUGACAGAAUAGAUAUGGUUGAUAGUGAUGGGCAUCAGUUUUAUAUUGCUUUGGACCAUAGUUACCUUUAUCAGCCAAACAUUAAUUUGAUUGAAUUUGUACUUGAAAAAUCUAAAGAUAUGUUCGAUAUGCUUAAAAAAGACUGUCAGAAAAAUUUAAAUGAACAUGGCCCUUUUGAAUUGGUGAAAAGUUCAAAGUAUGUAAGGUAUGUUAAUUUGUAUGAUACAGAUAAUCCAACAGUCAAAACAUGCAUCACCAUUUAUGCCAAUUUUCAAGCUGAAAUAAUUGUUCAUGGAGUACUGUUACCAAAGAGUCAUGCCAUAUGGGACACACCUGGCCUACCAAUCAAGUUUCUAAGUACACAACAUGUACAGGAGCUGCUCGAAACCGCAUCAUGCUACCAAGUUUGCAUUGGAAACCCAGAUCCUGAUUUCAACAACAAUUUGCCCCUGGGUUGCUAUAGUAAUAAGCCUUCUUCAACCUGUGCAGGAUAUAGAGAAGAGGAUUUGGGUGCAUAUAAUAAAGACUUCCACUACAAGAGCUCCAUAAGGUCAUCUUACUGCUCUUUGCUGUCAAAAGUAGAAAGAUGUAAAAGUUGCCAAGUCUACCGUAGGUCUCUUAACAAAAGAAAAAGUCGUCUUAAGACAAAAGUUCCACCUGAAGAAAUAAAUUGGUUGUCAUAUACCAAGGGAAAUACAGUUAUGACAGAAAGUGAAAAAGUUACCAAAUUGAAACAACUUACAGCUCUUUUAACUGAUCUGAAGACAAAGAAUAAAAACUUAGAGAAGAAGUUACAAGUAAAAGAAAAAGAGAAAAAAUUACAAGUAAAUGAAAUAGAGAAGAAAUUACAAGUUAAUGAAACAGAGAAGAAAUUAAAAGUAAAUGAAACAGAGAAGAAAUUACAAGUAAAUGAAAUAGAGAAGAAAUUACAAGUUAAUGAAACAGAGAAGAAAUUACAAGUAAAUGCAACAGAGAAGAAAUUACAAGUAAAUGAAACAGAGAAGAAGUUACAAGUAAAUGAAACAGAGAAGAAAUUACAAGUAAAUGAAACAGAGAAGAAAUUACAAGUAAAUGAAAUAGAGAAGAAUUUACAAGUAAAUGAAGUAAGGAUUCAGAUAAUAAGGCCUAGUCAGCAUUGAUGAAAAACUAAACUAAGAAAUAGAAAGGCAGUUCCCAGAUGGCAGUAGCUACCAGCAACUUUUCUUGGAGCAGCAAAUGAAACAAACCUGAUUGUUAUAGACAAAAAGCUAUGAGAUGGCAGCCAAUGAUGAUAUAAUGGUGUCUUUAUCUAAAGAGCAAGUCGUCUUCAACUUCAGGCUUUGCUACACUCAGGCUUCAUCCACUUACUAAAUGACAGAUUGUUAUAUGACUACAGUCAGGUUAUUAAGUCAGGAGAAGGUUAGAAUUAACAUAUUAUGGAGGCAUUAGCAACCGAGAAGGUCCAAGAUUUAACAGAACAACCUUUCUUAGGAGAGGCAGCAGUAUGUAGGUAUCCUUCGUGAUGAUAUAAGAAUUAAAGAAGACCUAAAUGGAAUUUGAUGCUCUUGUCUUAUUAAUUCUACACUCACUAACUGCAGUAGAAAAAAAUGCCAUAAAAGAUGUGUGUAGUAAUUACAUUAUUUUGUAUUUAUAAGAAAAUUUCCAUUUGAAGAAAUCUUAUAAAUGUGCCCUUUACUGUUUUUAAAGCAAAGAUCAUCUUAAUAUC